AUGAAACUUUUGGUCCUUCCGCAAUUGCUUCAUGGAGGUGAAGUACACUCCGUGGACAUUGACCUGUCAAGCAGAUAUGUUGCUACGACAGGAAAUGACACUGAUAUCUGUGUUUGGGACUACUCUCAGCUAACCAGUCUCGAAGGUGUUUCUGAGGAAGAAAUAUUGAAAAUUCAGCCCACACAAACAAUCAAAAUACACGAAGCUCCUGUUAGGGUAGCAAGAUGGUCGACAGUUCAGCCUGCGUACUUGGCCUCCGGUGAUGUGAACGGCUUUGUAUACCUCACCAACAUGACGGAUUUAUCACAUAAACUACUAUAUCCGUGGCCGCUGGCCAAAGAUAAAGAAGCCGAUGUUGCUGAUAUAUCAUGGUCUGCAGAUCUGAGAUUGUUAUCAUGGAGCACUAGUGAUGGUAAAGUCCAUAUAUACGAUCUUGUCAAGGAAACAUACCAAUCGCUCAACGAGACAACGGACGAUGGAAGCAAGGGAAAGACAAGCUCCCAAAAAAGCAUCGCAUUCAAUCACUCCAAUAGCAAUUUUGUCACCAUGGGUCUCGACACAUUCCUUCAUGUGUACCAAUAUCACUACGAUGCUUCGGACAAUUAUCAAUUCAAAUUGACCAACAAAAUCUCAAAACUCAUGAACAAUAAUCCAACAACCACGAUGGCAAUACACUACGAAAGAAUUUCGUGGUCGAGUGAUGAUGAAUUCUUCUCAGUGCCCUCGGCAAGCAAACAGCACACGUCACUUAUUUCACUCCUUUCGAGAUCUCAAGAUUGGGAACAUAAAGUAAGCCUUGUUGGUCAUGAUGUCGAUUGCGACGUAGUCAAGUUUAGCCCGCACAUAUUUCAGGCUAAAGAAGAGUCGAGUGAACCAGACGCUCAUAAUAUCUAUCAUAUCAUUGCAUCGGCUGGUUCUGACAAGACUUUAGCACUCUGGAAUACCACGAAAGAAUCACCCAUCGCCGUUCUUCGAGAAGUAUCUGAGAAGCCAAUAGUCGACAUCUGCUGGGACAGAAACGGCCAACAACUUAUUUUCGCUUCGCUCGAUGGUCAUCUCACCUUUGUCAAGUUUGAUCCUCUUGAAUUAGGAGAGCCCAUCACAGAAGAAAGACUUCAGAAACUCAAAGAUACACAGAAGGCCUUCAUCAAACCUUUUUCCGCAAAAGAUUCUGAAACUACAACCAAGCGUGGCCAAAAGUCUGGUUCCGAUUUGGUCGACCAAAAAGAUUCCAUAAAAUUAGCUGACGCAUUCGCUGAGCCGGUGAAAACCAAGUCGGAAAAAAAGACCAGUUCUGCGAAAAAGAAGGAGGAAAAAGAUGUCAACAUUGCCCCAGAAGUCCAGGGUGAUAUAACUCCAGAGGUUUUGCUGAGCAACACCCCUGGACAAAUCGAUGAUAUUAUGAGUACUGCAAUGGGCGACAGAACAAAGGCAUCUUCGGCAAACCCUUCAGCCAAGACAAAAACAACCGCAAAGGCUAAAACCGAGGCUUCAGCACCAACAAUUGCAAAUCAAAAAACAUCCACAAAGAAUGGGAAAAAGCGUAUACAGCCCAUGCUUAUAUCGAAUGGAAACGGACAGGCUGCUCAGUCAAGCACGCUCACUAAAAGCACAGGAGGCGAUAAUGAGUCGAGAGCAUCUACCAAGUCCUUAAUGGAAUUUGACAGACCAUCAUAUGGCGUUUCCCAGGAGAUUCAUAAAGACAGCAAAAGAAAUAGAAGUCAAGAGGAUGGAGGCCCUGCUAAAAAAGCUAGGCGUGACCUUGAACCCAUCAAAUUUGUGGGCACCGCUGUACUUAAUCCCAACACAGCUUUCGCCAAAGUGAGACUCUCAAUACCAAAAGUAAGGAUGUCUUUCCAAUUACCAUGCCGAACCGACGACAAGAUGCUUUUAGAUGUGAGAAAUGGACAAGGUAACGAGAAUGCCCCAUCGAGGAUCACCUGCUACAAAAAUGAGCUGCCUAUCUGGAGUGACUUUAUUCCUAGAUAUAUUCAACUUGCUACCGAGGGUAACAGUUUUUGGGCAGUUUGCACAGCAGACGGGCAAAUUAUCACUUACACCCAUGUUUCAGGCAAACGUUUUCUUCCACCAAUGGUUCUUGGGUCUCCAAUUGUCUUCUUAGAGAGCCAUGGAGACUACCUCAUGGCAGUGACAGGAAUUGGUGAAUUAUACGUCUGGGAUAUGGGUCAGAAAAAGAUACGACUUCACUCUCCUCUGUCGCUUGCAUCCAUUCUAGACUCUCAUAGCAAAUUUCGUGAGGAUACUUUGAGCAAGUCUGAAAAUAUCACAAUGUGUUCAAUCACUUCUAAAGGCAUACCUUUGGUGACCCUUUCUAAUGGUUCAGGCUAUUUGUUCAACUCCGAUAUGGGCGUCUGGCAGACAGUCACAGAGGCUUGGUGGGCAUUUGGCUCUCACUACUGGGAUUCCAUUGGCGACGAUAAGGUUUCAUCCGAACCCCAAGCUUCGAAGAUUUUACAGGCGGGCGACGAGUCCAUCUUAGGUCUCCUCGAGCAUAAGACCAACGAAGAAAUUAUUAGGAAGAGUCGUGUGGGAAGAGGAAAGUACUUCAACAAAAUCUCGAAAAAUUUGAUUAUGAAAGAAGGAUUUGAGAACCUUGAGAACACCAUUUCGUUAUCUCACAUGGAGAACCGUAUAUUGUGCAGCGAACUUCUCGGAGAGUUCAAGGACUUCCAUGACUUUUUAAUCACCUACUGCAAAAGAGUUUGCGAAUUAGGUCUCAAAGCAAAACUCUUUGAGCUCUGCGAGAAGCUUUUAGGUAAUGGAUCUAAGGAAAACCCAGUGGAAGAGUCGCAGGUAUGCGGCUACGACAGGAAAGAGCUACUCAAGGAGAUCAUCUUCGCAUGCGCACAAAACAGAGAUGCUCAGAGGGUUCUCCAAUAUUUCAGCAAGCAAUUAGGCUUAAUUGAGGACGAUUAUUAA
Molecule: messenger RNA, 2940 nt
Organism: Candidozyma pseudohaemuli
Lineage: Eukaryota; Fungi; Ascomycota; Pichiomycetes; Serinales; Metschnikowiaceae
Exons: 1
Coding region: 1-2940 (979 amino acids)
Biological process (GO): regulation of DNA-templated transcription; DNA-templated transcription; chromatin remodeling
Cellular component (GO): HIR complex; nucleus
Molecular function (GO): nucleosome binding; protein binding
Source: RefSeq, a predicted model, not a curated record